AUGGACAUAGCGAGACUUACGGUUUAUGCGCAUCAGGUUGAGGAAGAGAAGCUGAGAGAUAGAGAAGAAUUCAGAAACAAGAAAGGUACUGGCGUUGGAGCAAACCGCCUAUAUGCUAUCACGAGUCGCCAAGAGCAAGAAAAUUUUCCAGAUGUCACUGCCUUCAGGUUUUGUUGCUGCUCGCUGGCCGCUGCUGCAGUCCCGCCUGUUGUUGACUUGCUGCCGCCUGUUGCUGCUGCUCGCUGGCCGCUGCUGAAGUCUCGCCUGUUGUUGACUUGCUGCCGCUUGUUGCUGCUGCUUGCUGUCGUUGGUGGAGGAGUGAUGGUCCUUUGUGGAUUAAUUUCAUUUUCUCCUUCAGGCUCUAUUUAUGAUGGCAACCUCUUCUCAAUAUUCAGUGAAGAAGUAUUUUACACAAGUACCGAAACCAACUUAAGUGCGUCGAUUGAUGUAGUAAGACUUCUCAUAAGUCGGGGAUUUGCAUUUAGAGGUCAUGAAUCUAAAUCAUCACUUAGUAGGGGUAACUUUCUUGAAAUUCUCUCAUGGUAUGCAAAAAAAUGUGAUAAAAUUCGUGAUUAUGUUUUGAAACAUUCACUUGUAAGUGAUCAAAUGACUUCUCCAAUGAUUCAAAAAGAUAUUGUGAGUGCAUGUAAGAUAGAGACCGUUAAAGCUAUUCUUGAGGAAUUAAAUGGUGACUACUUUGCUUUUCUAGUUGAUGAAUCCUUUGAUGUGUCACGCAAGGAGCAAAUUGCUAUCGUAUUUCGUUAUAUUGAUAGAAUGGGAUUUGUAAUGGAGCGACUUAUUGACAUUGUUCAUGUUGAAGAUACUAGUGCUUCAUCUUUAAGGGAGGCAAUUUUUAAUUUACUUGCUCAACAUUCUUUGAGUCCAUCAAGUGUGUGUGGACAAUGUUACGUUGGGGCAAGUAAUAUGCAAGGUGAGAUCAAUGGUCUUAAAAUAUUGAUUAGACGAGAAAGUAAAUCGGCUCAUUCAAUCCAUUGCUUUGCUCAUCAACUUCAACUAACUCUUGUUGGGGUCUCUAAAAAGUGUGUUGAAGUGGGAAAACUUAUAGUAUUGAUCUCAAAUAUUUUUAAUGUAUUGGGAUCUUCUUUUAAGCGUAUGGAUAAUUUACGAGAUUUCCAAAAAUCAACAAUUCAAGUGGCAUUAGAUAUGGGUGAACUUACAACCGGUAGGGGCUUGAAUCAACAACGUGGUCUUUCAAGAGCUUGUGAUACUCGUUGGGGAUCUCAUUAUAAAUCCUUUAACAAUUUUAUUAUUAUGUUUGGCUCUAAUAUUCUUGAGGCUCUUGAAUCACUUGCUCUUGAUGCAAGGAGUAUGGAUGAAAGAGCCAAGGCAAUGGGACAUCUUGAAGCUUGUCAAACAUUUGAGAUUGCGUUUAUGUUGCAUUUGAUGAGAGAUGUCUUAGCAAUCACAAAUGAGCUUAAUAAAUGUUUACAAAAAAAAGAGCAAGAUAUUGCAAAUGCCAUGCUACUUGUUGAAGUAGCAAAGAGAAGGUUGCAAGUCUUAAGAGAUGAUGAAUGUGAUUCUCUUAUUGCCAAGGUAUCUACAUUUUGUAUCAAACAUGAUGUUUUGAUACCUAACUUUGAGGAGCCAUAUGUUAGCUCUUUAAGAUCUCGGCGGAAACUUGCUAACUACACAAUCUUAGAUCAUUAUCGUGUUGAAGUGUUUUGCAAUAUCAUUGAUUGGCAACUUCAAGAACUUAAUGAUCGUUUUGAUGAGGUGACUACCGAUUUGCUCCAUGUAAUUGCUUGCUUGAAUCCAAUUAACUCAUUUUCAAGUUUUGACAUAAGAAAAGUAAUGAGAAUGGCUAAAUUAUAUCCAUAUGACUUUGAUGAAUCCAAUAUGAGAAUUCUUGAGAAUCAACUUGCAAGUUACAUUGUUGAUGUUCGUGAUGUUGACGAAAGGUUCUCCGAUCUAAAUGGGCUUUGUGAUCUUUCCAAAAGAUUAGUUCAGACAAAGAAACAUUCAAAUUAUCCUCUUGUAUUUCGCUUAGUGAAACUUGCUCUACUUUUACCAGUUGUCAUUGCCUCCGUUGAAAGAGCUUUUUCGGCAAUGAAGUUUAUCAAGAAUGACUUGCGGAAUCAAAUGAGUGAUGAUUUUUUUAGUGAUUGUUUGGAGCCGAAGAGAAUUCUAAAGGAAUUGAAGAACUUGUAG
Solanum verrucosum is the source of this 2169-nucleotide messenger RNA. RefSeq lists its product as uncharacterized. Bases 1 to 2169 code for a protein of 722 amino acids. The record is from RefSeq and is a predicted model, not a curated record. The transcript has 5 exons. Gene Ontology annotation, molecular function: protein dimerization activity. Lineage: Eukaryota; Viridiplantae; Streptophyta; Magnoliopsida; Solanales; Solanaceae.